CCGGACGACAAACUGUGACGUACGAGACUCGCUAGUGUGUGUGCUGCAGUCAAAUGUGUCCAGCUCAGUAAGCAUAGAUAGACUGUCAGUAAGUGGGUGAAAGGUCCAGCAGUAAGCAGGGGCAUACUUAACAGUUUCUCUUACAGCUGCGGCCGACCAGCGUCCAAAGUCCAAAAUGUCGAAACAGCCGCAGCCAAUCAGUCCCCUGAAGAACUUCUUCGCUGGAGGUUUCGGUGGCGUCUGCCUCGUCUUUGCGGGUCACCCUCUCGACACCAUUAAAGUGCGUUUACAGACUCAACCAAAGCCCAAACCGGGAGAGAGCGUCAUGUAUGCAGGAACCAUUGAUUGCUUCAAAAAGACUUUAGCCAAAGAGGGUGUGAAGGGGCUCUACAAAGGCAUGGCGGCCCCCAUCAUCGGAGUCACGCCCAUGUUUGCCGUGUGUUUCUUUGGAUUCGGUCUAGGCAAAAAGCUGCAGCAAAAAAGCCCCGGUGAUAUCCUCACGUAUCCGCAACUGUUUGCUGCUGGUAUGUUGUCCGGCAUCUUCACCACGGCCAUCAUGACUCCUGGAGAGCGCAUCAAAUGCCUCCUGCAGAUCCAGGCAUCAUCCGGGCAGGUGAAGUACGCCGGGCCGAUGGACUGUGUCAAACAGCUCUACAGGGAGUCUGGCAUUCGAGGAAUCUACAAAGGCACCGCACUCACGCUCAUGAGAGAUGUUCCAGCAAGCGGGAUGUACUUCAUGUCAUACGAGUGGUUGAAGAACCUCCUCACUCCAGCAGGAAAAAGCCACAAUGAGCUUAGCAUUCCCAGCGUGCUCUUCGCCGGAGGGAUGGCCGGCAUCUUCAACUGGGCCGUGGCCAUUCCGCCCGACGUGCUCAAGUCCCGCUUCCAGACGGCUCCUGAAGGAAAGUAUCCGAAUGGUUUCCGUGACGUUCUGCGUGAGCUGAUCAGAGAGGAGGGCAUCGGCUCCUUGUACAAAGGCUUCAAUGCCGUCAUGCUUCGAGCUUUUCCUGCCAACGCCGCUUGCUUCUUGGGAUUCGAACUAGCGAUGAAAUUCCUCAACUGGGUGGCGCCCAACCUGUGAUGAAAGCUUGACGACAGUGCAUGAUUGAUGAGUGCACACCCAAACAGUACCAUUUUAACAUAUGAUUGUCUUUUGGAGGAAAGACGAUAGCUCGCAAAAAAACACAUUUUCUCAAACAGUGGCCGCAGUUCAUCGCUUGAUGCGUCGUCCACUUGAAUGAAAUAGGCGCCUUUUCAAAACGGGUAGGGAAUGCUGGGUUUAUAAUUUAUAGUUCACACCCUGACAGGAAAGAGUUAACAGCUGAGACCAUUUGAUCUCUGUCGCUACCCAAAACAGCAGCACCCAACAUAAACAUUCUUCUGUAACCUUGCGUUAUGUGUGAAGCGGCACACAUAACACCCCCACACCAUUCCAUCGCCCCUGUGUCGUUUUUUUUUUUUUUUUGUUCCCGGGUAGCGGCACGUGUGCUUCGUACUUCGCUGCAUUUUCUCUAAAAACCCAACAUUUUUUAACGCAUACUCUAAUGCUAAUACAACAUUUUUAUUUUUUUAAGGCUUGAAUGUGGGAAUUGAUUAAUCAUGUCUCCUGGGGAUUGAGGUGCACUACUUGGCUGCAGCCAGCAGAGGCGCUGUUGUGAUUCAAGCUAUGUUCACAACAAUGCGGAUGUGUUAAAAAGGCAUGUUAUUCUGUACGUUUUGACCUUUGCACACACAAAUGCAGGUUUUUGUCCUUAAAGACAGACCUUUUUAGAAAGCUCUGCCCAGGGAGAAGAUUGGAAAAAAACAAACAAACAAACUCCGGCCUCAGUGUUUGUGUGCGGGAAAAAAAGGAUUUUAUUGAUUUACGGGUGCAUAGGAAAUUUAGAAACAAAAACCAUUCAUGGAGUUUUCUGGGCUGUGUGUAAAUGAGUGCUGAUUUGAAAGAUAACGUACACAUCAUUGAACAUCUAAUAUCACUUUAUUGAUGAACAGAUGCAUUAUAAUGCUCAACCAAGUCACAUGUGGUUGCUUUUUCAGGAUUGUGAUCGGACAAAAUCAGCUUGACAGCCGGUGAAUGUGUUUUUUUAUGUGGACAGACUUUUUUUUUUAAUUUUUAAACUCCACCGGAGAGGAUUACUUUAACACCGUAAUGGGGGAAUAUGCGUGUUUGUGUGGACAUGGCCUCAGUUUCAGCUAGUUUGCUGUCUUUGGGGUAUUGGACUAAAGCCACGCUAUGGCACACUUCCUUCAGGAGGCAUGGAAACAGGAGUUCAGAACAUUCAGGGACAAUCUGGUUAAAAAAAAAAAAAAAAAACCUCUAUAGUGUGGAAAUUCAGUCAAAUGCCUGUUUUAUAAUAUAUUAUAUUACAACAUAAAAAAAAUAUAGUACCAUUAAAAUGUUUGGAGACACUUUCCCAUGCUGUUGAAUGAGAAAGUGUUUCCAAACCUUUGACUGGCGCUAAUAUAUCAAUAAUAGCAAUAAAUAAAUUAUAUAUAAAUAUACACACACAUACGUGUAUUUUAAAUUUAUAUUAAAGGCAGAAUUUACUUUUGGCUGGCAUUAAUAUGUAAAUAUAAAUAAUUUAUGUAUAUUCAAGAGUUUUAUUGUCAUAUGCACAGUAAAACAGGUAGUUAUACUACGCAAUGAAAUUCUUAUUCUGUUCAUUCUCCCUAAAAAUAAAUAAAUAUAUAUAUAUAUAUAUAUAUAUAUAUAUAUAUAUAUAUAUACACACACACGUGUAUAUACAGUAUGUAUGUAUGUACAGUAUAUAUAUAAAAUUUAGAUAUUAAAGGCAGAAUCAAGUACCAUUACGCCACCAGGAGGAUAUCUACAGUAUAUAAAAAUGCCCAUAUUUAUAAUAUAACAUUUUUAGCGCCUUAGCAUUAGUAGACGCCAGGUCCUCUCUGCAGCUGAGUCUGUGGCCACUGUUUGAGAAAGGGAUAAAACGUGGAAUAUUCUCACUCCUUUUGGUUGGUAGUUGUAUUUCCUUCUGCAGUGUCUUUCUAAGAAGCAGUGCAGGAGUUGAACAUUUGGUGCCUUACCGCUCUGCCUUCUGUGAGCAGGUGAACAUAUCAGGGACAAGGUACAUUUCUUUUUAUAGUGUGUGUGUGUCAGCAAUACAACACACACACACACUUCACAGUGGGUGAGAUUGAUUGAGCACUAUAUGAAUGUUAGCGUGUAGAAAGAAAACAUUUCUGUGUGUAAUGUGACUUUUUAAGGAUGUGUAGCCGUCCAAUGGCGGUGCAUAA
This is a messenger RNA of Dunckerocampus dactyliophorus (ringed pipefish), 3252 nucleotides long. RefSeq names its product solute carrier family 25 member 20 (gene slc25a20). Gene Ontology annotation, cellular component: mitochondrial envelope. Gene Ontology annotation, molecular function: O-acyl-L-carnitine transmembrane transporter activity. Lineage: Eukaryota; Metazoa; Chordata; Actinopteri; Syngnathiformes; Syngnathidae. The coding region runs from base 176 to 1081 and encodes 301 amino acids. Gene Ontology annotation, biological process: carnitine transmembrane transport; mitochondrial transport. The transcript is spliced from 10 exons. The record is from RefSeq and is a predicted model, not a curated record.